AUGGCGGCCGCCGCGCGCCGCGCGCACGUCGUCCUGUUCCCGUUCAUGGCGGAGGGCCACCUCGCGCCGUUCCGCUGCCUGGCGGAGCUGGCCCGCCGCGCGCGCCCCGGCGCCCGCGUCACCGUGGUCGUCACCCCCGGGACGGCCGGGCCCCUCCGCGCCAGCCUCGCCGCGGACGGCCUCGGCGGCGACGUCGGGGUCCACGCGCUGCCGUUCGACCCGGCCGGCCACGGCCUCCCCGCCGGCGCCGGCAUCGCCUCCCACCAGCUCAUCACCCUCUUCGCCGCCUCCGAGUCCCUCCGCCCGGCGUUCCGGAACCUCGUCGCGGGGCUCAGGGCCGCCGACCCCGGCGCCGACGUCCACGUCAUGGCGGACAUGUUCCUGGGCUGGACGCUGGACGUCGCCCGCGAGGCCGGCGCGUCGCACUCCGCCGUGCUCACCACCGGCGGCUACGGCGCCGCGGUCUACUUCUCGCUCUGGAACAGCGUGCCGCUCCCGGCGGACGACGCGUUCCCGCUGCCGCCGUUCCCGGACGUCACCGUCUGCCGCUCCCAGCUCACCGACCACCUCGCCGCGGCCGACGGGAAGGACGCCUGGUCCACCUUCGUGAGCAAGCAGAUCGCCGCCUUCGCCCACACGGACGCGCUGCUCGUCAACACGACGGAGAACCUCGACCCCAAGGGGCUAGCGAUGCUCCGGCAACUCUUCGACGUCCCGAUAUACCCAGUUGGCCCGCUGCUCCGCGUCACGCCGCCGGCGCCGGCGCUGGGAGCGAAGAACCGCGGCGCCAUCUUGGGCUGGCUCGACAAGCAGCCUCCGUGCUCCGUGCUGUACGUAUCGUUCGGGUCGCAGUACACGAUCAGCGCGUCACAGAUGAUGGAGCUGGCAGUGGGGCUCGAGCGGAGCGCGCACCGGUUCGUGUGGGUGGUCCGGCCGCCGGCGGGGUCCGACGUCGACGGCGAGUUCCGGCCGGAGUGGCUGCCGGAGGGCUUCAGGGAGAGGGCGGAGGCGGGCGGGCGGGGGCUGGUGGCGCGGUGCUGGGCGCCGCAGGUGGAGAUCCUGGCGCACGCGGCGGCGGGCGCGUUCCUGACGCACUGCGGGUGGAACUCGGUGCAGGAGAGCCUCGGCAGCGGCGUGCCGCUGCUCGGGUGGCCGCUCUCGGCGGAGCAGUUCUACAACGCCAAGGUGCUGGCGGAGGAGAUGGGGGUGUGCGUGGAGGUGGCGCGCGGGACGCGCGCCGCGCUGAGCGGGGAGAAGCUGGCUGCCGCGGUGGAGGCGGUGCUCGGCGACACCGCGGAGCGCGCCGGGAUGAGGCGGAGGGCGGCGGAGAUGAGGGAGGUGAUCGCGGCGGCGAGGGAGAGCGGAGGCGAAGGGUCGUCACUGAAAGUGAUGGAGAGGUUCUUCGCCGACGUCGUGCAUUGCUGA
Molecule: messenger RNA, 1425 nt
Organism: Panicum hallii
Lineage: Eukaryota; Viridiplantae; Streptophyta; Magnoliopsida; Poales; Poaceae
Product: UDP-glycosyltransferase 92A1-like
Exons: 1
Coding region: 1-1425 (474 amino acids)
Molecular function (GO): UDP-glycosyltransferase activity
Source: RefSeq, a predicted model, not a curated record